Messenger RNA from Coregonus sp. 'balchen', 3167 nucleotides. The record is from the annotation of a GenBank genome assembly. Lineage: Eukaryota; Metazoa; Chordata; Actinopteri; Salmoniformes; Salmonidae.
AUGGACUUUCAACAUACAUGUAUGUAUACAUAGACUGUACACAGUCUGUUGUUGGAAGUACAAUGACUAAAAUAUAUUUUCUUUCCUUUUGUAAUUUAUGCUCAUGGGCCUUCUGUAGCUCAGUUGGUAGAGCAUGGCGCUUGCAACGCCAGGGUUGUGGGUUCGAUUCCCACGGGGGGCCAGUAUGAAAAAUGUAUGCACUCACUAACUGUAAGUCGCUCUGGAUAAGAGCGUUACUAAAAUGUAAAUGUAAUGCUCAGACUGUUCUUCCGUAGCUAAACCAUUAACCCACAGUUACUACCUAUGACGCUAGUAGAUAAACAUUGGAUGGCAACGUAUAACUUCUUCAGGGAAUGACUGUCUAUGUGGUGGAAGUCACUGUAGUCCAGUCAGUCUACAGGGAGAUGUGACAUUAUAGUCGUGACCCCCCAUACCUCCCCUCUCUGAUCCCAGGUCAGGGAUGUUUGUAGUGAGGCCAGAGUCUGCUGGUGCUCAUCAGGACCAGCCUACUACAGAAAGGGUAGAAAUACUCCCCAUCACUGCUUAUCUUUCUCUCUCUGUCACGAUCGUUGACUGAAGACACGGACCAAGGCGCAGCGUGAUAAGCGUACAUACUUUUAUUUAACGUACUUAACGACAAAACAACAAACAAACGAUAAGUGAAGUCCUGAGGUUAUAACACAACAAACCUUUACGGAUCAAGAUCCCACAAAGACUAGUGCAAAACAGGCUGCCUAAGUAUGGUCCCCAAUCAGAGACAACGAGCUACAGCUGCCUCUGAUUGGGAACCACCCUGGCCAACAUAGAUCAAACGAUCUAGAACAAAAACAUAGAAAAACUAAACAUAGCAAAUCCACACCCUGGCUCAACAUUUAAGAGUCCCCAGAGCCAGGGCGUGACACUCUCUCUCUCUCUCUCUCUGUCUCUCUUUCUCUCUCUAUCGCUCAUCCUCCCCUUCUUUCCACUCCUUUACUCUGUUAGAUAACUUAACCCUAUCCCUUUCUGCUGCUCUCCUUCCCUCUUCCUCACACACUCUUUCCCACCUUAAUCCAGUGUUUUGUUUUCCGUUUAUCACACACCCCAUCAUCCCCAGCUUUUACCCUUUGACUCGAUCUACCCCUUUCUCCCGGAUACAGAUUUCUGUCUUUAAUCCGUUCCACUCACUCAGAUAAAAAUGUAUGGACAUUUAACAUCUAUACGGACAACGUUUUUCCCUACCCCCUCUUUAGGUUGAUGGGAUGGCCGAGGGGGAAGGUUUAAAAAAGUUGGAAUAACUCCAAGUUCUAACCGAAAUGUGAGAUCAUGUAACUCUGCUUUACAUACGGCUCUAGUGGAGUAGUAACCUACAUCUGUGUCUGAUCUUCAUAGGUGGUCCUCUGACAGUGACGGAUGCCAACCUGGCUCUGGACCGCCUGCUCCCCUCCUUCUUCCCCAGGAUCUUUGGUCCGGGAGAGGACGAGCCUCUGUCCAGCGAUGACACCAUGAAGCACUUCCACCAGCUCACCCGCGAGAUCAACCAUUUCCUUUCCACUAGUUAUGUCAGCUGUUAUGACAUAUUAUGACAUGGUUAUGACCGUGUCAUAAUGUGUGAUGACGCUGGGUGUUAAGUAAAGUGUUACCGGGUGCGGUAUGUAGUGUGUAAGGGUAGUGUAUGUGAAAAUCUCUACUGUUGUUGCCUGGUUGGAAUAGAGUCAAGUCUGAUUUUUACUAGUAAUCAAGUAUAGUUUUUACUGGUAUCCAAGUAUGAUUUUGUACUAGUAUCCAAGUAUGAUUUUUACUGGUAUCCAAGUAUGAGUUUGUACUUGUAUUCAAGUAUGAUUUUUACUAGUAUUCAAGUAUGAUUAUGUUAACAUUCAAAUUAAUUUCCCUUUUUAUUACUUUUUUUUACUUUUAACAGAAACUUGAUGGUCUUUCUGCUUGUCUGCAGAUUCUCAAAUAUUUUCUCUUUCAAUGCACUUUUGUCUCUCCCAAUUGAACUCUAUCCCUCUCUCUCUCCCUGUCCCUCCCUAUCCCUCCCAGGUACAGUGGUGUGUUGUCAGCCUACGACCUGGCCCUGGCUGAUGUGGUGGAGGAAGUCCAGGAGCCCUGCUUUCUGCACUACGACCCUCGCUCCUUUUCUGAGCUGGACCGCAGGGUGGACCAGCUAACCCAGCGCUGCACAGAGGCCCUGAGAGACCGCGGCUUCAGCAGGUCAGACACAACACACUCACAUGCAUUAGCACACAUACACAUGAGCACACACACACACACAUGAUUGUGCACUCACACACACACACACACACACACACAAACACACUCUUAUCCAUUGUCUGUUAUAUAAUUAAGAAAUAAGCUCCAAGGGGGUGUGGUAUAUGGCCAAUAUACCAUGGCUAAGGGCUGUUCUUAUUCACGACGCAACACGGAGUGCCUGGAUACAGCCCUUAGCCGUGGUAUAUUGGCCAUAAAUCACAAACCCCAGAGGUGCCUUAUUGCUAUUAUAAACUGGUUACCAACGUACUUAGAAGAGCAAUGUUUUGUCAUACCCGUGGUAUACCAUGGCUUUCAGCCAAUCAGCAUUCAGAGCUCGAACCACCCAGUUUAUAAUUAAGAAUGAACCAAUGAUUUCUUAUCUUUUUUUCUAUUUCAGCGCCCAGAUAACCACUGAAGUUUUCCUCCACCAAACAGACUGAGCGCUCAUGGGAAUGGCCACAGGUUACCCUGGCAACUCCCAGUCAUGUAGGUCUGGGGAAUUCUGUAUUGCCUUCAUUAAGUGGUGAGCACAUUAACCUUUCCCCUCACUCCAUUAUGUUCCUACAUAAUAAGAACCAAUUAUCUUAAAUCUAUAAUCAACGGUACAACCCUCACACCCUCAUGUUCCCUCUGUACCUCUAUCUCCUCCCAGCUACCUGAAGGAGUUUGGCUUCACCAUCCCAGACCGGCCCAUCAUAGUUGAUGACAUCAGAAUCAGGGGCUCUGGGAAAUCGGGCCUUAAAUCUAUGACCAACACCAAGAUGGGAUAUGGGUUUCCCAAAGCCACUACGGUUCAGAACUCAGGGAUUUUGAAAGUGUCAUUAAUCAUCACACGCACUGUUUCCUUACUGUACUGUACAUCUCAAAGUAAUGUCACUUUUUUCGCCUGUGUUUACAGGGCUGUGAACCGACACACAGUCUGUCUUUUAUGUGAGUAA